AACUGAGCCUAGUCAUCAUCUCUCCUUCAUCUGUUGGUGUCGCGCCUCUUCAAGAUCCACCCAAAACCCUAGAAAGCGCCAAGCAAUCCAUUGGAAACGGAGGUCAGAGAAAGGCCGUAAACAAAGAAGCGAUUUGAACCAAAAAUCACUUUUUAUUGUUUGUUUUCCACAUCAAAAAGCUCAGGCUCCGGAUGGCAAUGGCAUCUACUGUAACAGCACAAGAAGUCCCAUCUGGAAUUUCAACUCCUACUGCUGAUGUUGUGGGCAUUGCCUUUGUUCAUCAAUACUACCAUAUAUUACACCAAUCUCCUGAUCUGGUUCACCGGUUUUACCACGAUGACAGCAAACUUGGUCGUCCUGAAGGAAAUGGUGUCAUGGGUAUAACUUCAACCAUGCAAGCUAUCAACGAGAAGAUACUCGCACUUGGUUACGGUGAAUUUAUAGCUGAGAUAACAACUGUAGAUGCACAAGACUCUCACAAUGGGGGAGUACUUGUUCUUGUGACUGGACAAUUAACUGGAAAGGACAAAGUGAAGCAGAAAUUCACUCAGAGUUUCUUUCUGGCACCUCAAGACAAGGGCUAUUUUGUUUUAAAUGAUGUAUUUAGAUACAUUGAUGAAGCCAAACAUGAAAGUGGGAACCCGGAGCCAGUUAAUAAUACUGAAGCUUCUCUUACUCCUGAGCAGGAUCCUUCUCCUGCUCUUGAGAACCACAUUGUUGAGCAACUAUCUGUGACUCCAGAAGAAGUUAAUGGGCCAGAAGCAUAUAACCCUUCUGAGAAUGGGGUUGGUUCUAUUGAAGAAGAGGAAGAACCAGUGGCUGAGGUUGUGGAUGCGAUUCCUGAUGAUUCACAAAUGGUUGAUGAUUCUACCUCCAAAAUUGAGGAAGUGCCGAAGAAAUCAUAUGCUUCUAUUGUGAAGUUUAUGAAAGAGAAUGCUGUUCCUUCAUCCACCCCUACACAUUCCCCUGUGAAGUCUGCAGUCAAGAGCCAUGAACAACUAGGAACUGCUGCACCACCUAUUGCUCCAGCCCCAGUGUCUGACGUUCAGACUUCCAACAACAAUAUUACAGAAAAUGGGAACUAUCAAGAGGCAGAAGCUGCGGGUCCUUCCAUUUAUGUCAAAGGUUUGCCCUUGAAUGCCACACCUAGCAUGCUGGAAAAUGAGUUCAAGAGGUUUGGACCUAUAAAGAGCGGCGGUAUUCAAGUUCGAAGUCAGAAGGGAUUCUGUUUUGGUUUUGUGGAAUUUGAAGUUGCAAGUUCAGCACAAAGUGCCAUAGAGGCUUCGCCUAUUAAUAUUGGUGGACGAAAUGCAAUUGUUGAAGAAAAGCGGUCUACCACUCGAGUGAACAAAGUACGGUCUUCAUAUGGUUCUGGGGCUGGAUACAGAAAUGACGGAGUGAGAGGGCGCGGAAACUACGGUGGUGGUGGCAGGGGCUAUAGCCGGGGUGAGUUUGGCUAUCAGGCUGAGUUUGGAAGCAGGAGCAACAAUCGAGGAGGAUACUCCAACCGCAGAGGUGAAGGAUAUCAAAGGGGUUACCACAUGGUGAGUAACGGUGGCAGCCACACGAACCGCUCUGGUGGACCAGCUGUUAGUGCAGCACCCAAGAACAUGGCACCAAGGGUACCUGCCUCCGCUUAAAGACAUUGAUCCAUAAAUUGUUUGGAGUUAUCAAAGGAUAAAUACAACCUCUGGUAUAAAGUGUAGUGAUUCAUUUAGAGGAAAACUUAGUUGAGGAAAUUUGAUAUGUGAGAUAAUUUUAGGGUUUCCUCUUCCAUUUUGUCUUUUAUAAUACAGCACUGAAAGGUUUUCGGUGGUCGUGGAU
Hibiscus syriacus is the source of this 1824-nucleotide messenger RNA. RefSeq names its product nuclear transport factor 2-like. Bases 192 to 1640 code for a protein of 482 amino acids. The transcript is spliced from 10 exons. Lineage: Eukaryota; Viridiplantae; Streptophyta; Magnoliopsida; Malvales; Malvaceae. Gene Ontology annotation, cellular component: cytosol; ribonucleoprotein complex. The record is from RefSeq and is a predicted model, not a curated record. Gene Ontology annotation, molecular function: mRNA binding.